AUGGAGAGGAACCAAGUGGAACAUCAAGGAAAGGAACUCCAAAGGGUUUGGGCUACAAUCGCUGAGGGGUACUCUUCCUCAAGGUCCAAGGCUGCUCAGAUCAGGAGCCCAGUGCUUGAGAUAUGUGCACAAGGCUCUUGCCAACACCUUCUUUGCAAGGAAGGCCACUGGACAAUCAAUGAGGGAGAAGUGAAGCUCCUUGACAUGGGAAUCAAGCCUAUCAUCUCACGCACAAGGAUGGGAAGAAGAUCAGAGGAGAUAGGGCACACGCAGGGAACUCAUGCCCUCCUUGAGCAGCUCUCCUACAAGUCACAGCUUACAACACUAGGCACCAAGAGGAAGAAAGCUUAG
Molecule: messenger RNA, 351 nt
Organism: Microthlaspi erraticum
Lineage: Eukaryota; Viridiplantae; Streptophyta; Magnoliopsida; Brassicales; Brassicaceae
Source: the annotation of a GenBank genome assembly